Ruditapes philippinarum (Manila clam) is the source of this 4205-nucleotide messenger RNA. RefSeq lists its product as uncharacterized. Bases 86 to 1708 code for a protein of 540 amino acids. The transcript has 3 exons. Lineage: Eukaryota; Metazoa; Mollusca; Bivalvia; Venerida; Veneridae. The record is from RefSeq and is a predicted model, not a curated record.
AUUACUUAAGUAUAUAAGUUGUUGAAAAUUGAUUUCAUAAUGUAUUCACAUUGAAGAUUCAACAAAUUGAAAAUACUUUUUGUGUAUGGAUUCAAUGGCGGUUACAAAAUUUCAAGUUCCUAAGGACUGUUUUCCGCGACUGUCUUUCGCUUCAAGAAAUACUCCUGGGAUAGAAGCAAGAUUCAAUAGAUUGAUGAAACAGGCUGGAAUUACUGUUGAAAAAGACCGUCACUGCAGUAAAACUGAUUCAGUUAUCAUUUCUAUAUACAGAAAAAUGGACGAAAAUGACACUUUCACAACUGAAAAAAUUGUAAAACGAAAUUCAAGCAAAAUAGUUGAAUUGAUAGACGAUUUUCAUCAAAAGAACAAAGAGUGUUUGAAAAUUGCUAUACUUACUACUAUGGAAAAAGAAGAUAUCUUAAAAUUAGUAUUAAAUACUAGUAAACGUUUUGAAAUUUAUGUCGUGCGUUCACAAAAGCAUGCACAGGAAGUCAAAAAUCUUCUUAAUUCAGAGGAGGUCUCUGUAGUUACUACAGCAGAAUCACUCGCCAGUGAUAUUGAUGAUUAUUUGGAACAUGAAGCGUACAAACCGUUGAUGGAAUACUACAAGAUUUUACAGGAUUUGUUGGACUGCAGUCUUGAUGAAAACGUUGAAGAUAAGCAGAUGAUUUCCAAAUUUGAAACACCUAUACCAAGAAAAACGAUUGAACAACUGCUAGAAGAAAUUAUGGCGUUGUUAAAUUCAAGUCAUAUACCAGCGCAGAAAAUACCUCAACAAAAGAGUGUCACUGGACCUAUUUCAGAAAAGGUAAGAAAGGCACUUUUUGAAACUUGUCCAACGAUAAAGGCCGUAGGCUACCGUUUCCAAAAGGUACACGUUUAUCUUGAAGAAAUAAAAGAUAAGAAUGAAAUGAAAGAACGUGAACAAAUAAUUGCAGAUUUUAUGAGCGAUCAAAAUAUUACAAAUUAUAGUACAUCAAUCGUUUAUCCGGAAAUGAAGGAGCUAAUGUUUGCUGGGUCAAAAAUUAUAGCUCGAAACGAAAAUCAAAACAUCAACAAGUCAGGUUGUCUUGGAUGUAUAGCAGAAAUGAAAGCAAAGAGUUCGAGGACAGACUGCAUACUUGUUUCAAAACAUGUUGUGUCGCACUGUUCUGACGUUUUUCUUGUCGAAAACGGACCAGAAAGAAGGAUUGCCAGUGUCAUUGAAAGUACAACCACACAAGAACAUGGGUCGCUUGAUAUAGCAGCGGCUGAGGUUUUUGUGAAGAUUGAUAAUGACGACAGAAAAUUAAAAGAUUCCGUUGGUAAUCUACGGCGCGGAAAACUUAUUGAAAACAUUGAGGCUAAACAUGCAACAAUGUCCGGAAUAAAAGUUCAUGUCUGGGGAUCGAAAUCCCAACCCGGAAAGGGAAUUAUUACAGAUACCAAUUACAUCAUUGAGGGAAUGAAUGCCAGCCUUGUUCAAAUACAAAAUGAGGAAAGUUAUCCAGGUGCUGAGGUAAAACCUUUUGCAGAAGAAGGAGAUAGUGGGGUAAUCAUUUGUUCUGAUGACCCCGACGAUGAACAUGUGAAGGCAUACGCGAUGCUCAUGGGUGCAAAUUCAAAAACUACAUACAUAGCUCUUCCGUUGGAUAAAGGAAUCAAACAACUUGAAGAACAGACAGGGAACAAAUUUACCCUCUUUAAAGAAGAAAACCCUUCUAACUAGGAUGUGGAAGAUUCAGUUUGUAUUUAAGUAGCCAAGACUUCAAUAAUUUGCGAAUGAAAUGAAAUUAAACAUGACAAUACAUGAACAGCUGGCGCCCCGAUGCAAUCUUGAUCGACACAUAUUGCACUUAAGGGAUUGUUGUUAGUUCACGAAUGGGGGAUUACUGUGAUUUCAAGGCAUGUAAUGAACAACAUUUCUCUAGAGGUCCGACCUAAACAGCAUGAACAUGCACAAUCUAAUAAACAGAAUAUUGUAGAGAUAUGUAAGUAAUUUCACGAGGGCUGUGUCACAGGGUGAGAAAAAUGUGCAGCCGGACCAGGACUCGAAACCGGGACCCUCGGAAUACCGUACCGCGGCUCUUUCGACUGAGUUAUCCGGCCACUUACACAUCUUCUCCCCUAAAAAGUGAACAUUUCUGAGCCGUGACAGCUGAAUAGCACAAGUUAUGGAAUCAACCACAAUCGCUUUGCUAUACGCUCAUACGGUGUUACCACACGACAAGACCGGGCUACAUUCACGUGUUCACUCUGCGUUGCGAAUAUUUAAUUUCACAUGAUUGACCUAGUUUUAAAUGUUUUGGUUUCUAUUCAAGGAGGGGGGAUUCACUCAUAUUUAAAAAAGAAAUUUUGAGAAUCCCCCCUUUUUUCAGAAACAGGGGGAAAUUUUUACAUAGAGAAAGAAGGAAAAAGAUCAACAAAUGUAAUAAUUUCUCACUUUUUGAUAAAAUUCCCCCUUGUUUUCCGAAUCCUAAAAUAGACACUGUGUGCUCGCGUACAAGUGAGUUUUAAGCUUUUGUUUCAAUGCAAGUUUGUUCAUUUACUUUAGAAUUGUUUUCGUUAGUGACAUGUACAAAUGCGUUCAUAAAUGCGUUCACGUAUAUAGAUUUUUCAGUUUUGAUUUCAUUUGAUUAUGGAAUAUUAUUUUAAAGCAUAAUUAUAGUUUUAGUGUUUUCUCAUACAUUUCUUCAAUCAAAAAAUGAUUAUGUACAAAUUUAUUUAGCAAAACAAUAAGCUUGUUAGUCAAUUAAUUUGAGGCUAUGACUAAUUAAUAGAUGUGUUUUAUGCUAGGCAUAUUAAAAGUUUAUAUAUUUACUUUUAGUUUUUUUUUUCAGAAAUAAAGUGUUUAUGUUUUCAUGCAGUUUAUAUAUACAAUAUUAUAUAUUGAACAAUUUUAUAUGUUUAUGAUAUACUUACAACUUUGUGCUUCUUUUGAUAUGAACCUUAUAUAUCUUAUGUCUUAUAAUUAUCCGUCAUGUUGUUUUCUCGUCUAUGGUAAGUAUCUUCCCUUUUGUCCCUAGUUUUAUAUUUUUAAUUUUGUCCCGCCCUUUCCCGAAUCUCGAGUCGCCUUCCCCGAGCCCUUUUACUUUGUGGGCCUGUGGGCGUGAGGGAUAUUGCACGUAUUAAUUUUUCCUCAUGUACAGACUCAAUCAAACCGAGUCUGCAAUUGUCUUGUAAUUUUGUUGUGAUUAAUGCUCCCGAGGGAUCACCUUGUUUCUAGAUUUCUAUUUAACAAUCAGUUAUUUGUUUUCUUUGAUUUUCUUGUCGGUUACUAUUAUUUCCUUUUAAGUAUCAGUUAUGUGAUUGCCCUAACCAUUUCGUAACGGGGGCGGGGGUCCUCCUUGUUCGGGGGUUCUUGUUACUGGAUCGUGUGGAGGUGCGUUCAUUGACACCGCCCUUCCUUAUUGAUCUUGUUUUUCAUAUUUUUAUUUAAUUAUAUUGUUUCCUUCGGACGUUUUUGCGUUCUUUUGAUUUUUUUGUACGAUAUUCUUUUUGUAUAUGUUUUGUGUUUUGUUUAUUGUAAGAAGUGUAAUAGGAAUCGGUUUAUUUUGUGUUCGUCAACAAAUUUUAACAUACUGUAGAGAUCAUACAUUUAUGUUAUGCGUUACAAUCAGAGCAGUAAAAGCUAGGUCAUUGGAUAGACAUUUUGAUGUUAUUUUGCGAUGCGGCACGUUGUUAUUCUUAUGAUCUCCUGGAACAACUGAAAAAAUGGAAGGUAUUGACUUUAUUAACGUCUUAAAACAAAUUGGUAUUAGAUGUAUUUUAAUUUUAACGCUAAAUUUGCUGCACAUCUAUAGUUCAAACAUAAAUUCACCACAUUUAUGUUUCCUUGCAACUUUAAUCAAAUCAAUAUGGUAUAGUAUUCCUCGUUUUUCAACAUUUAAUGCAGAGUUUACAAAACUGUAUAUUAUAAGAAAAUACUUGUACAAUCUUAGUUUUUAUUUGAACGCGGCUGCAUCUGGCCAAUUUUUUUGUGACUUUUUAAAUAUACAAUAUAUACAUAUAGUUGUCCAUUGCUACAUGUUGUGUUUCGGUGCUUGUUAUGUUAUUUGUUCUUGUAUUUCUUCUAUAUAUAUUGUUUUAUUCUUGACUUCUAAUAAUACCAAUUAAUGGUUAUAUUUAUUCAAUACUAAAUUUGUAAUAUAACAGAAAUAAAUUCUUAAUGUUCUAAGCCUCUUGAUUCCAUUACUCGAACGGAUCCAUCUCUUGACCAAAGUUAU